Lontra canadensis (Northern American river otter) is the source of this 2440-nucleotide messenger RNA. It is a transcript of the gene PRPF3, whose product is annotated as pre-mRNA processing factor 3. Gene Ontology annotation, biological process: mRNA splicing, via spliceosome. The record is from RefSeq and is a predicted model, not a curated record. The transcript is spliced from 16 exons. Gene Ontology annotation, cellular component: U4/U6 x U5 tri-snRNP complex. The coding region runs from base 172 to 2223 and encodes 683 amino acids. NCBI's taxonomy places the organism in Eukaryota, Metazoa, Chordata, Mammalia, Carnivora, Mustelidae.
CACAUGUCUGGGGACCGCGGCGUGGCGGCGGCUGUGGCGGUAGCGACGGCAGGCCGUAGGGCGGUCGGAGGGUUUCCGGUUCCGGUGUAACGUUCGGGCUCCGUCUCAGGGGCUGAAGUUUGUGAGGUGCAGUACUGAAUCCCAUUUGAGCUACCCCCUUUUUCCUGAAGAAUGGCACUGUCUAAGAGGGAGCUGGAUGAGCUGAAACCAUGGAUAGAGAAGACAGUGAAGAGGGUGCUGGGCUUCUCAGAGCCCACAGUGGUCACAGCAGCACUGAACUGUGUGGGGAAGGGCAUGGACAAGAAGAAGGCAGCUGACCAUCUGAAACCUUUUCUUGAUGAUUCUACUCUCCGAUUUGUGGACAAACUGUUUGAGGCUGUGGAGGAAGGCCGAAGCUCUAGACAUUCCAAGUCUAGCAGUGAUAGGAGCAGAAAAAGAGAGCUGAAGGAAGUGUUUGGUGAUGACUCUGAGAUCUCCAAGGAAUCAUCAGGAGUAAAGAAGCGACGGAUACCCCGUUUUGAGGAGGUGGAAGAGGAGCCUGAAGUGAUCCCUGGACCUCCCUCAGAAAGUCCUGGUAUGCUAACUAAGCUCCAGAUCAAACAGAUGAUGGAGGCAGCUACACGGCAAAUCGAGGAGAGGAAAAAGCAGCUGAGCUUCAUUAGCCCCCCUACUCCUCAGCCAAAGACUCCUUCUUCCUCCCAACCAGAGCGACUUCCAAUUGGCAACACUAUUCAGCCCUCUCAGGCUGCCACUUUCAUGAAUGAUGCCAUUGAGAAGGCAAGGAAAGCAGCUGAAUUACAAGCCCGCAUCCAAGCCCAGCUGGCACUGAAGCCAGGGCUCAUUGGCAAUGCCAACAUGGUGGGCCUGGCCAAUCUUCAUGCCAUGGGCAUUGCUCCACCGAAGGUGGAGUUAAAAGAUCAAACUAAACCUACACCACUGAUUCUCGAUGAGCAAGGCCGGACUGUAGAUGCAACUGGCAAGGAGAUCGAGCUGACGCACCGCAUGCCUACUCUGAAGGCCAAUAUUCGUGCUGUGAAAAGGGAACAAUUCAAACAACAGCUAAAAGAAAAGCCAUCUGAAGAUAUGGAGUCUAAUACUUUUUUUGACCCCCGAGUCUCAAUUGCCCCUUCCCAGCGCCAGAGACGCACUUUUAAAUUCCAUGACAAGGGCAAAUUUGAGAAGAUUGCCCAGCGGUUACGGACAAAGGCUCAACUGGAGAAGCUGCAGGCAGAGAUCUCACAGGCAGCUCGAAAAACAGGCAUCCAUACUUCAACUAGGCUGGCCCUCAUUGCUCCUAAAAAAGAACUAAAGGAAGGAGAUAUUCCUGAAAUUGAGUGGUGGGACUCUUACAUCAUCCCCAAUGGCUUUGACCUUACAGAGGAAAAUCCCAAGAGAGAAGAUUAUUUUGGAAUCACAAAUCUUGUUGAACAUCCAGCCCAACUCAAUCCUCCAGUUGAUAAUGACACACCAGUUACUCUGGGGGUAUAUCUUACUAAGAAGGAACAGAAGAAACUUCGAAGGCAAACAAGGAGGGAAGCACAGAAGGAACUACAAGAGAAAGUCAGGCUGGGCCUGAUGCCUCCUCCAGAACCCAAAGUGAGAAUUUCAAAUUUGAUGCGAGUAUUAGGAACAGAAGCUGUUCAAGACCCCACGAAGGUAGAAGCCCAUGUCAGAGCUCAGAUGGCAAAAAGACAGAAAGCGCAUGAAGAGGCCAACGCUGCCCGAAAACUUACAGCAGAACAGAGAAAGGUCAAGAAAAUUAAAAAGCUUAAAGAAGACAUUUCACAGGGGGUACACAUAUCUGUAUAUAGAGUUCGAAAUUUGAGCAACCCAGCCAAGAAGUUCAAGAUUGAGGCCAAUGCUGGGCAGCUGUACCUGACAGGGGUGGUGGUACUGCACAAGGAUGUCAACGUGGUAGUAGUGGAAGGGGGCCCCAAGGCCCAGAAGAAAUUUAAGCGUCUCAUGCUGCAUCGGAUAAAGUGGGAUGAGCAGACGGCGAGCACAAAGGGAGAUGAUGAUGAGGAAUCUGAUGAAGAAGCUGUGAAGAAAACCAACAAAUGUGUACUAGUCUGGGAGGGUACAGCCAAAGACCGGAGCUUUGGAGAGAUGAAGUUCAAACAGUGCCCUACAGAGAACAUGGCUCGAGAGCACUUCAAAAAGCAUGGGGCUGAACACUACUGGGACCUUGCACUGAGCGAAUCUGUGUUGGAGUCCACCGACUGAAACUACUGCGAGCCCUUGCCUCUCCCCUCCUGCCUUUGUCUCUUCAGUCCUCUUACUCUACUUCCCAACCCAGUCCUGUUUGUGUGUGUGAUCUCAGAACUGUGCCAAGCUGACAUUGGGUCAAAGGGAAAACACCUUAGUCCCUUCCCCAGUCAGCCUGGUGCUGCCCUUUCUUCCCCUUAUGUGCAUAUGAUUAAAGAGUUAUUUUUAAAGUUGG